Aspergillus udagawae is the source of this 3177-nucleotide messenger RNA. RefSeq names its product pyridoxal phosphate-dependent decarboxylase family protein. The coding region runs from base 1 to 3177 and encodes 1058 amino acids. NCBI's taxonomy places the organism in Eukaryota, Fungi, Ascomycota, Eurotiomycetes, Eurotiales, Aspergillaceae. Gene Ontology annotation, molecular function: pyridoxal phosphate binding; carbon-carbon lyase activity. The record is from RefSeq and is a predicted model, not a curated record. The transcript has 6 exons. Gene Ontology annotation, biological process: carboxylic acid metabolic process.
AUGUCAUUCGGAAGAGACAAAGAAGAAAAAGAAAAGGAAUUCGAUAGAAUCAACGCUUUGUUCAUCGGGCCCAAGGGCGCCAACCUGCCCGAUUUCCGGGCUAACAUAAAUACUAUCCUAGAUGAGCUGCUAGAGACCAGGCUGGAUUACAUGCCCAAUGACACUAAAUUCAUUUCGAAAGAUGUCCGGCGUUCAAAAGCCUUCUCCAAAGUUCGAGACACGGUCGGAAAUGUAGUGAGGAAGACUGCCCAGGUGCUGGGAGCACAUUCAGUACCCUUCUGGACGCCGCGGUAUGAAGGCCAUAUGUGUACAGAUAUGACUAUGGCAUCCCUGUUGGGGUAUUUCAUGACCAUGCUGUAUAAUCCCAACAACGUGGCUCUCGAGGCUAGCCCUUUAACUACCGUGGCGGAGUAUCAAGUCGGGCAGCAGCUAUGCGAUCUCUUCAGAUACAACACCAAUUCGGAAAAGCAAGACUUGCCCUUGGCAUGGGGCCACAUCACUUGCGAUGGUACUAUUGCCAAUCUAGAAUCUAUCUGGGUCGCGCGAAAUCUGAAGUUCUACCCUUUGGCACUUCAAUGGGCUAUGGAUAUUAAGGGCGCGCUAUCCUUCAUACCAAACUUCGAGGUUAAUUCCUGGGCCGGUAGAGAUAAAGGAGAAAUCCCGAAAGACUUCAGGUCUCUGAAUACGUGGGAGUUGCUCAACCUACGGCCCAAGACAGUCCUUGACCUGCCAGACAUUCUGAGAAAGCGGUUUGGGAUUACCAGUGAUUUUCUGACAAAGGCUCUAAAGGAGUUCAAUAUUCAAACAACAGGUCGAGAGCCAUUGGAGCAGAAAUUUGGGAUUGAACAGCCAAUUCAGUAUCUUAUCGGAAAGACUCGUCAUUAUUCUUGGCCAAAGGGGGCCGCAAUUACCGGUCUCGGUGAUGGGAGUAUCACCGAAAUCGAUGUCGAUUUUGAUGCCCGCAUAGACAUUGCUUUGCUCGAGAAAAGGCUUAAGGAUUGUGCCGAAAAACAUCAGGCCGUCUAUGCUGUGGUAGCUAUUAUGGGCUCAACUGAGGAAGGGGCGGUGGAGCGGCUCACCGACAUCCUGAAGAUCCGGGAGAAAAUGCAAAAUGAAUAUGGAAUGACAUUCCUUGUUCAUGCCGAUGCCGCGUGGGGCGGCUACUUUGCUACAAUGCUGAAUCCAGAAAAAGAGAAGCCCCGGGGAAGUCCAGAAAAAAAGAAGUCCGGAGAAAGCGUUCAUAAUGGACUUGUACCAUCCUUGUAUCUGAAAGAGAGUACCGAGGAGGAUCUUCGAAAGCUGAAAGACGUCGACUCUAUUACUGUUGAUCCACACAAAGCCGGCUACGUUCCGUAUCCAGCGGGAAGUCUGCUGUACCGCGACGGUAGAAUGAGGUAUUUGGUGACGUGGUCAAGCCCGUACCUAUCACAGGGAUCAUCGGAAAACAUUGGCAUCUAUGGGGUAGAAGGAAGUAAACCUGGGGCCGCUGCUAUGUCCACGUGGCUUUCAAACAUCGUGGUUGGUCUCCAUCCUCACGGUUACGGCACGCUUCUUGGCGAAGCAGCGUACACCAGUGCCAUACUAUCUGCACAUUAUGCUACGAUGGGUCAUACACCUAAAGAGGAGGGAACAAACAAGUACUUUGUCUGUGUGCCCUUUAAUUUACUGAACGAAGAAAGAAUGAAGGGAGAAAAGCCAGAGAAUCCAGGUGGAGAAUAUCCCAAAGACGGGAAAAGCUUCUUUACCGAAAAGGUGCUGCAGAAGAGGCAACAGAUCCGGGAAGCUAUCAUCAACAAAGACAAUGCAAAGAUUCAGCAGGACGAAAACACGAUUGAAGUUCUCCGCGAACUAGGCUCAGACUUGAACAUCAAUGCGUUUGCACUCAACUGGUAUGAUGAAGAUGGGAAUUUGAAUACUGACCUCGAAGAAGCGAACUACUUAAUGAAGCAAGUUGUGGACAAGCUGUCUAUAACUUCCCCUAACACAGAGCUAGCGGAAAUACCCCUAUUCCUAACAUCAACAAAAUUCGAGCCAAAGCUCUACGGCAAAUGUGUCCGGAGAUUUAUGAGUCGACUAGGUGUCAAACCAUGCGAGGAGGAUAUGUUUGUGAUACGCAACGUGGUCAUGAGCCCAUUCCCAACCCAAGAGGGUUUCGUAGGUCGACUUAUGAAGGACUUCGAAGAUGUUAUUACCGAAAAAGUUCAGGAGUGCCGUGAUAGAAACAGGAAAGGCAGCAGGAAGGUCAAGUUCCUGGUCCAGGGCAAUACUAAAGUGUUCCUAGUCUUGCAGACAUCAUUCCACUGGGCUACUCUACGACAGCAGGUUAUCGUCGAGGCGCAAUUGGACGAUCGUCUCCAUGGAAGCUACACACGUCUCAAGACCGACCAUCCAGAGGACACAAUCAUACUUGAAUCCGAGAACAAAAUUGACCUGGAGGCGGAGCUAAAAAUAUUGGCGCCUGGCAGCACCUCGUUCGGGGCCGAGAUUUACAGGAAGACAGAGCCGUACGUCCUAGUCUGUGCCCUUAGCAUCACCAACACACUGACCAUAUGCAGGGAAACUCAUUACACAGGCAGCGUGAAGUUAACACAUGUGGUCAAAAGCCGUCCUCUUAACUCUAUCUAUCGGGACCUUGAAUAUCCUUCCGAAUUUAUGCCUUUCUAUCUCUAUGGCACCAAGGAGGAAAAGCACAUUACGCAUAUGCUUCUCAAAGCCCCUAACGCUGCGCUCUCCGCCAGCAAUGUCACCUUUGCUCCGGAGCUGGGUGAGGAUGUUUACGCGGAACUGUCGUCUGGGCUCAUAGUGACCCUGUCAGGGAAUCCCGAGGCUCCCAUGCAGCCAUUCCUAACUGACGACCAGUUGCGGGAUCCCAAAUCUAAGUAUGAGUUGCCGAAAAAUUUCCCCUUCAAGAGUCAAGAGCAAUUCAACGUGAAAGUCUGGAAAGAUCCCAAUGGGCCAGAGGCAAAGGGUCCAGGGCUGCUAAAUGGCCUAGAACGCUCAUUUGGCACCUUUAAGAUGACUUUGGGUGUUGGUGUGGACGUGGAUGCAAAAGGACCCAAUGAACUUCCAGAAGGAGUCCCCGGUACUAAACCUGGUGUGGAGGAUCCUAAGUCAGUUGAGGAGGAGCUCAACGAUAUCAAGAAAAUGAUCACCGACAGUCGUGGAAGCGCUUCUUAG